Camelus dromedarius (Arabian camel) is the source of this 421-nucleotide messenger RNA. It is a transcript of the gene SLIRP, whose product is annotated as SRA stem-loop interacting RNA binding protein. Lineage: Eukaryota; Metazoa; Chordata; Mammalia; Artiodactyla; Camelidae. Gene Ontology annotation, molecular function: RNA binding. The coding region runs from base 46 to 381 and encodes 111 amino acids. The transcript is spliced from 4 exons. The record is from RefSeq and is a predicted model, not a curated record.
UUCCGGAGUCGCAACCUCAGGUCGCGGAGUUCCUUAAAUCUAAAGAUGGCGGCUUCGGGUGUGAGGGGCGCUAUGGCUUUGCGUACGAAUAUUGGCCGGCCCGUUGCGUUUGUCAGAAAAAUUCCGUGGACCGCGGGCCCGAAUGAGCUGAGAGAACACUUUGCACAAUUUGGUCAUAUAAGAAAGUGCUCUGUACCUUUUGACAGAGAGACUGGCUUUCACAGAGGUAUGGGUUGGGUUCAUUUUUCUUCUUCAGAAGAACUUCGGAAUGCACUACAACAGGAAAAUCAUGUUAUUGAUGGAGUUAAGCUCCAUGUUCAAGCUCAGAAACCCAAGGCUUUGCAAGGGGAUCAAACAUCUGAUGAAGAGAAAGAUUUUUGAGACUAUCACUGCCUAUUAAAUAAAGUAAACAAAACUGAAA